AUGGCGGACCAACUGACGGAAGAGCAGAUCGAGGAGUUUCGUGAGGCAUUUGUUCUCUUUGCAGGCGAUCGAAGCCCUGAGGAGGAGGCCGAGCUACUGGAGUGGAAGGAGAGCUGCGCGGCCAUCCGUGCUGUGUGGAAUGACGAGGAUCAAUUGGCCGAGGUCUUUCGGCGCGCACUCGCUGGUGGUGGCCUAGCUGGGCUCGGCGAGGGCGAUGAGCCAGUGCUGAUGCCUCUGACCGCUUUCGGCGUGGAGCUUCAGGUCUUGGAUCACGCCGUGCUGGCAACCUACACACAGACCUUCGCCAAUCCAGUUCAGGAGUGCCUGGAGGUCACCUACUCCUUCCCCGUGCGUCCAAAAGCCUCCGUCGCCGCCAUGCGGGCAGAGGUGGAUGGACGCUCAGUUGUGGGCCGUGUAGUGGAGAAAGCUGCUGCUCGUGAUCAGUACGAAGAAGCUCGUGCCCAGCGAAAGGCAGCUGCUCUCCUUGAGAAAGCAACCGGCGACGUGAUGAGGCUGAGCAUCGGACAGAUUUCGCCAGGAAGCCAGGUGGUCGUACAGGUGGAGCUCGUCUGGGAGCUGGCCCAUCUCGGAGGCGGCAGUCUUCGGCUGGGUGUGCCCAUGCUGGUGGGGCCGCGGUAUCCUCUCGGCGUAAUUGAAAUGGAGGAGGCCAUAGCUCUGGACGAGGCUGGACAAGGACCUGGGACAGCUCCAUUCUGGCUUCAUGCGCAGGUUUCCGUGGCCAGCCCGCUUCUCGAGAUCAAGUCCCCGACGCACUCGGCCUUGCAGGUUUCUCUUGAUGGGUGCGAGGCAGAGGCGGCCUUGUCUUUGCCAGCGAUGCCAGACUCCGAGAUUGUAGUCCUGCUCGAGGUCACGGAAGCGACACCAGCUCGCUGCUGGUUGGAAGCCGACGAGGAGAACGAGGAUCAGGGAGUGCUUUACUCUGUCAUCUAUCCGGAGGAGGCAUCUCUCCAGCAUCUCUGGCCCCGCUCAGAAGCAACGACCUUGCCGAAGGAGUUCGUGUUCCUCCUCGACCGUUCUGGCUCCAUGCAGGGAGCGCAGAUUCAGAAGGCAGCCGUCGCAUUGCAGCUUUUCCUCAGGAGUUUGCCCGUGGGAUGUUACUUCGACAUAGUGGGCUUCGGCUCCAGAUGGUCGUCUCUCUUCGGUGGCAGCCGGCCAUACAAUGCGGAGACGCUGCGUAUUGCGAGCGAGCACGUGCAGCAUGUCAAAGCGGACCUGGGAGGGACCGAGCUGAUGGGGCCUUUGACUGCUCUGCUCAGCCAGCCCCCACAUGCUGGCUUCGAGCGCCGCCUCGUCCUGCUCACAGAUGGUCAAGUAUGCAACACAGCAGCUGUGCUGGAGUUCGUCCGCGACAACGCGAAGGCGACCAACAUCUACACAGUUGGGAUUGGCAAUGGCGUGUCGCACGAGCUUGUCGAAGGAUUGGCAGAGGCUUCUGGCGGAUCGGCAGAGUUUGCCGCAGGGUCGGAAGCAGUCGAUGCGAUCGUGGUGCGACAGCUGAGCCGGGCGAUGAAACCGAUGGCUCCUCGCUUGACGCAGGUCUCGUUCCCUGGCCUUGGCUUCGGAGCUGUAGCUCCGGCCUCCCUUUCCGAACGAAGAGGCGGGCACCCACGUGGCAUUUGCUGCCGUGGUGACAGGGUUGUCGUGGCCGCAACCAUUGUGCAGGGGCUCAGCGACCUUUCCUGUAGCGACUUUCAGCUUCACUUCGUCAGGGGCGACGGGCAGCAAGGCAGCCUCAGCCUGCCUGCCGUGCGCCUCCCUCCACGUGGGCAGUUGCGAAAGAUCGUUGGCAAGGCACUGAUCGACGAUGCCUCGACGUACCUUCGGCCGCAAUCGCCGGCGCAGGAGCGGCAGCGGCAAGAACAAAUCAUCGUCGAUCUAGGCGUUGACUUUCAGUUGGCAACCCGCUACACGUCCUUCAUUGCAAUCAGCUCUACACAGGAGCCGCUUGCAUCCAGCCGCUCGGUCAGUGCGAACCGCAUGCUGCCGCCCCGACCCAGCCUGGCUGGUGCAGGCGGAACGAUGAGGACAAAGGAUCUCAAAAGCUUGAUGCACAGCCUGGGGCAGAACCCAACGGAAGCGGAGCUGCAGGACAUGAUUAACGAGGUCGACUGCGACGGAAUCGGGACCAUUGACUUCCCAGAAUUCCUGGCGAUGCAGGCGCGCAAGAUGAAAGACACCGACACAGAGGAAGAGCUUGUUGAAGCAUUUCGUGUCUUUGACACCCGCGGCGACGGCUUCAUCUCUGCAGCAGAACUGCGCAAUGUGAUGACAAACCUAGGUGAAGCACUUGACGAACAUGAGAUCGAUGAGAUGAUCCGAGAAGCAGACGUUGAUGGCGAUCUCUUCGAUGUGGAGGACGCGUGGGAGGCGACACCCGCGCAGACAAGCUCCGAGGUUCAGCCCGAGCUUCUCCAGUCUCUGGUGCUUCUGCAGGCCUUUGAUGGAGCUUGGGACCUGAACGUCGGUUUUGCUGCCCUCUUUCAUGUGGAGCUGGCGAGCUUGGAGCCUCCGGCAGGGCUGGAUUCUCGUGUGUGGGCAUCUGCUUUGGCUCUGGGGGUGCUCGCACAGUGUCAAGGACAGAGCCAAUGG
Symbiodinium sp. CCMP2456 is the source of this 2610-nucleotide messenger RNA. Lineage: Eukaryota; Dinophyceae; Suessiales; Symbiodiniaceae. The record is from the annotation of a GenBank genome assembly.